This is a messenger RNA of Cylicostephanus goldi, 618 nucleotides long. The record is from the annotation of a GenBank genome assembly. NCBI's taxonomy places the organism in Eukaryota, Metazoa, Nematoda, Chromadorea, Rhabditida, Strongylidae.
AUGUCUGCCGUUACUACCAAACUCAAUCAUCUCAUGAUGAUCGGGGACAAUUCGCGCAAACAUCAGCACUCGGCCGAAUUCUAUCAGUACCUCGGGCGGAUGCCCACUUCCGUAACCAAGGAACAACAAUGGUCGUACAUACUCCGCCUCUCGACCAUCAUACAGUUACUAGAAGGAGACGAAAUCAAAAACAUCUCGGAUUACCGCAUAUCGGCCUACGUCUAUGCAGCAGUUGAUGAAGCGAGAGGCGCAUUUGACGGCGCAACUGGCGAAGUCAUCGACGACUUCAGGAGCAUUUGCGUACUACCCCAUCGCGCCUGGCAGGUUUACUGCUGGUGCCGGAAAUGCGUCCCUCGUACCUCCAUAAUCAACCACUUGCGCCACACCGCAAAGGCUGCUCCCCGGUACGAAGACGCGCCCCUUAUCCAGACGGGUAUAGGUCGGGAGACCUGUAUCCGCACUCUUGAGCAAAUAUGGCUGCUCAUACCAAAGCAUGAGGUGUGCCCGGAACGCCAACUGCUCUGGGACCAGCUCAACGCCAGCCCUUCAUCAGUUCCUCCAAGGUCGCCUAGCUGGCAGGAGAUGGGAAGCGACGACGUCGAUACAGCCCACCAAUGA